CAAAUCGUAGCGACGAGAAAUCGGUAAAAAAAGCAGAAACGAAAAAUGUCGUUUUCCGCAUUCCUUGCGGCCUCCUCCUCUAGCAGCACGGGCACUGCGCAGCCAGGCGUGCUUGGGAAUCCCAGAGAUACGGCCUUCUCCUCAGCAGCAGCAGCCCCCUCGUCUUCAACGAGUGCAGCGGCAGCGGCCCAGCAGUCGCGUGGAAAGAGUUGUCCGUUGCGGCUCGUUGAAAAGUCGGCAUUUUUGGAAAGCAGUAGGAAGAAAAACGACAAAAGCAUGAACAAGUCCUCUGGUCUUGCUCCCGCAGCGUGCGCAGUCGCAGCGCCCGACGAUCAAGUGCACAUUCCGAGGACCGAAAGCGCGAACAAUGCUCCGGCUUCUACUUUUGCAGUUCCCGAUGAGCAGCAUGAUAUCCCGCCACACUUCCGUUGCCCCAUUUCGAAAGAAAUCAUGUUCGAUCCCGUAACCGCGGCUGACGGCCACUCGUACCAGCGACAACACUUGCAGCGAUGGUUCCUAUCCGGGGGCCAGCAUUCGCCCGUAAACGCAGCCGUCCCGUUGAUUUCCUCGCAGUUCAUGCCGAAUUGGUGGUUGAAGGCAGUGAUCGAUCGGUUUUUUCUCACUCGCUACGGCCUGGAUCCCGCGGUCGUGACAAGCCCCGGCGAAGCGGCGCACAUCUGUGGAAAAAAAAUGCUCGAGGUUCAGCAGGAAUUCUCGCAGGAGCGCGAGAAAACGAAAGCGGAGGUGGAGACGCUGCAGAAGCAACUACACCGGGCGCAGAAUGAUUUAACGCGCCGCGAGAUCAAGGAGAGUAAGAAACUACAAACGACGAACACCAGCAGCGCCUCUGUCGUGGAGGAAACUAGAAAUGAGGAUUUGCAAAAGCAGUGCAGGGAGUUGCUCGCAAACGUUGCGAAACUGCAACAGGACAACGCGAAGCUGCGCAGGGAACAGCUGGGGAAAUGGAGAACGGAAGUGGUGACGGACCUGUCAAAUCAUCUUCCGCAUAAUUUCUUUAGCGGGGAUGAGUUCAAGGGUCUGACCGAAUCGCAGCAACAGCUCAAGCUGAUCAAAAAUUUGGUCCAAGAAAACGAAAAGCUGCGGAGCGACGGAAAAGUCGAGAGUGCCCGUCUGCGCAGGAAUUACGAGGAGGAGGUCGCGCGCGCCAAACGCGCGGACCAAAUGGAGAUUGCGCGACUGGAGGGCAGGCUCGCGGUGGAGAGGACGGAAAAUCAGCAAGAGAUCGAACGUCGGCGCAAAGAACGCCAGGAUGAGGAAAAGCGAGUCGCAAACUUGGUCGCAGAAAUGUCCAAGCGGGAUGAGCGAGUCAAGAAUUUGGAAAGGGAAAAUUUGAAAUUGACCACGGCGGCGAUCAAAAAGGCCGAGAAAGCAGCAGUUGCAACAGCAUCGUCAUCUGGAAGUCGUAUCUCUGCUCAGCAUGGAGAUUCCAGUCACGACCAGCAAGCGGAGGAUCUUUUCCCCAUUCUCGAAGACUUCAAAUGUCCAAUUAUGCACGAGGUGAUGCGCGACCCGGUGACAACGGCGGACGGACACACCUACGAGCGCUCCGCCAUAGCCGGUUGGUUCAGAAACGGAGGACAAACGUCGCCGAUCACCGGCACCAAGCUGCAGCACCAACAGCUGCACCCCAACUACGCCCUGCGGAAAGCCAUUCUGGCUUUUCUGACGGAUCGGGCCAUUGCGGUCGAGGCGGCGCAGAAGGCGUUCUUGACCCGCGACUCUUACAAAGAGUCCACGCGGUUUCUGGCGCAGCAGGCGCGCGCGGCGGAGGCGGAGCGGAAGGAUCAUGGUGCGCACGCGCGGGAGAACGAUGCGCCGCGGACAGAAAAUGAGGGAGACGAAGUAAAAGAUGUCGUUGCGGCGCGUCAUGAUGGCACGGAUGCGAAGUUUGAAAUAAAGCAGGAGGAGCACCACAUGAGCUGUGCGGCUGAACAAGUGCCUUCGGUGCUCAGCAAAGAAAACAAGAGCGCCACCAGAAGCAGUGCAGCUUCCUCCGGAACUAGCGUCGUAACUUCCAGCACCACGACCGACUUCCACCAGGUGCUGUUUCGGCUGUUCGCGGAGCAGGACAAAAAUAUCGUGCCGGUGGAAUUGUUGCAUUCCAAAGUCCGCGAGGAAACCACUAUCACCAGCUUCCAGUUGGACCGGCUGCUUGUUGCGGUGCAGGCAGAGGGGAAAAUCUUGGUCGAGAACGGAUUUGUCCAUUUGGACCGGGAACGGAGCAGCGGAUUUGGUACUCGAAAAGAUCGGGUGAAGCUUGCAGGGGGUUCCUCCUGCCAUGUCUGCUCUGCUAGGUUGGGGCUGAAGCUGGAGAGUGCUUUGCAGAGUGAUGCGAAAGCAUCUUCUUCCGGUUCUUCAUCAUCCUCUAGUGCAGGAACAAGCAAACAAGCGCAAACGAGCAACAAGCGACCGCGAAAAGAGGCGGGGGAAGAGGAAGACCUGUCCUGUUGGAGAGCUGCGAAGCGGAUCUUUCUGGAACAACCUCCGGGGGGAACUGCGUCAGGCGAAGGUGCCGUGGAAAUCGAAAAUCCCAAAGCCUCUACUUCAUCGGAGGAGGAGACGGCGCAAGCGGGGCCACGCGGAGCAAACGACACGGGCUCCGACGACAACGAGGAUGAGAUCGUGAUACACGAUCUCAUCGCCAGGGAAAGCAGUGAUAGCGAAGACCGUGCCGGAGUAGAUUUCGACGAAGAUGAACACGAAAGGAGCGAUGACUCGUGGUCCUCUGCUCAGUGGGCGAUCGGAAAUUUUCCGGAUGCGGGGCGGCCGCCGCGCGGGUGGUUUCGAGACGAUGAAGAAGACGAGAGUCUUGAAGAUCGUAUUCGUCAUGAAAGAUUUGCUCUGUACUAGCAGAAGAGCAUAGCAGGCCGCCGCAGAAUCAGAAACCUUCGUGGAACUACAUUAUGUCAUGGACUAAGGUCGAGUACAAGGUCUAGCUCUUCCUACAGCACCAGCAGUGGCACUUUUGAUGUUCACUGUAGAACUUUCCUUUACUUUUGCUAGUCCUGUAGUUGUUCGGAUUUGGCAUUAGAUUUGAGCUUUCAUUUGAAAAAGAGAACAAUGAAUUGAGUUGUGAGCGGCAAAAACAGUAUGGAAUUAUUUCCUGCAAUGUACAAAAUGGAGGCGGACGGGCACGCUGCAGUGUCAAAUCUUCCCGGCCUUGUACAAUACAGAACUUGAUGAACUUUAGGUGGAAGCUGAAAUGCAUUAUGAUUUGGAAAAGUUGUUUAUUUUCAGCUGCAAAGAAUAUGAAAAACAAAAACAAAAAGACCGAGAGGACGCGGAUGUUUCAUGGAAGCGAUCCUUCCCUUUGAUGUUUGUCUUUGUGUGCGAUUUUCGUGCCUAUCCGGUGUCGAGAGAUUGACUGCAUCGAGAGAG
This is a messenger RNA of Amoebophrya sp. A120, 3399 nucleotides long. Lineage: Eukaryota; Dinophyceae; Syndiniales; Amoebophryaceae. The record is from the annotation of a GenBank genome assembly.